GAAAAAACAGAAUUAGCAUUAAAAACAAUUCAAAGAGUCCCGUCCCCCUAAAUUGUUUUGUACCGGACUUAACACCUCCUUUUUCUUUCAAAUGGAAACCGCAACCACCUCAAACAACGAAGACGACGACGACGUCGUUUUCCUCGACGCCCUAGACGACUUUCCCUUCUACGAUUGCCCCUCUUCCUUCACUCCCCAAUCAGAAUGCUCCACCUCAGCCUCCUCCCCCUCCCCCUCCUCCUCCGCUCUCCUCACCGCCGACUCCUCCUCCACCAUCCGCCGCCGCGGAUCUCUCUCUCGCCGCUCAUUCUCCGGCGAAGAUUCCAAAACCUUCAGCUUCAACUCCUCCACCUUCCGCGAUCGGUAUCGGAUUUCUCGGAACCUGACCGAAAACGAGAGGAUAAACGAAAAGCCGGAGCCAGUUCAGAGUGAAAAUUCAAUCGUAACCACCGAAACCGAUAGCCGAGUCGUCGCCGCCGCCAUCGCUAACGACUCGGCCGACUCGGCAGCGGAACUCAGCGAUCCGUCGUUCAAUUGGCUGAUAUUCAUAGCCGGACUGGUAAUCAAAGCCAUUACCUUCCAAAUCAACCUCUUCAUCACCUUCACCACUUUCCCUCUCUUCCUUCUCUAUCACUCUUACACUAUCAUCACCAAUCCGUACCAAACGGUGCGUCGCGGCACAGACUAUCUGAGCCAAAAGCUCACCAAAUUCAAACCCGAAGCCCUAAGCUCUUGGCUGAGGGAGAACCAGUGGGUUUGGAAAGUCGCGUUGCGGUGUGGAUGGGGGAUUCUGUCGUCGGCCUAUGUCUGCGUCGUUUUGUGCUCUCUGUUGGUGUCGUCGGCGGUUUUUAGCGUCGUUUUGGUCAGGCGCUUGGUGGAGGAGCCGAUUCAGAUUAAGGAGGUGUUGAAUUUCAAUUACGCUAAGCACAGUCCGGUGGCGUAUGUGCCGAUUGUGCCGUGUACAGGCAUUGGUUGUGGCGAGCAUUGUAAGGAAGUGAUUGGAGGUAUAGGGUUUAUACCUCCUACUCAUAGGUUGCAGGUCAUGGUUUCGUUGACGCUGCCGGAGUCUGAGUACAAUCGAAAUCUCGGGGUUUUUCAGGUCAGAGUAGACUUCCUCUCUGUUAGUGGUAAAACUCUUGCCAGUUCAAGCCAUCCAUGCAUGUUACAAUUUAAAAGUGAGCCUAUCCGUCUUCUUCUGACUUUUCUUAAGGCUGCUCCUCUUGUUGCUGGCUUUGUAUCUGAAUCACAAACUCUGAGUCUGAAGUUUAGAGGUUUUACUGAAGGAGAAGUGCCUACUGCCUGCUUAAAGGUUACAAUUGAACAACGAGCAGAGUACCGUCCUGGUGCUGGUAUCCCUGAAUUAUAUGAUGCCUCUUUGAUCCUUGAGUCAGAACUUCCCCUGUUUAAAAGAAUUAUAUGGUAUUGGAAGAAGACUAUAUUUAUAUGGAUCAGCAUAAUGUCAUUUAUGAUGCAGUUGCUGUUUACUCUUGUCUGUUGUCGAUCUAUUAUUAUUCCAAAAUUGAGGCCAAGGGAUGUUGUUCCUAGCAAUAGUGCUACACGAAACAGUCCCCCAGUACGAGGUGGUGUUGCUAGCAGUAGUGCUCCAGGAAGCAGUUCCCCGGUACGAGGUGGUGUUGCUAGCAGUAGUGCUACAGGAAGCAGUUCCCCGGUACAAGGUUGAGAAUGUGGCUUGUGCAGACCUGAUGAUAAUGAUGAAAAGGAUUUUAUUUCUGAUGGUUGAGCCCAAUGUUCUCUUAACUCUGAGUUGCAUUCAGUAUGGCAUCCUAACUUUGAUUUUUGACCAUUUUUUAAUUUUUUUUAGACCAUGUACAUUUUUAAUUACCAAUGAUGUAUGAUUUACAUGUAUGUUGGAAAGAGUAAUGAAAUUAACAUAUGUAUA
This is a messenger RNA of Quercus robur (English oak), 1900 nucleotides long. Its product is annotated as seipin-2. The coding region runs from base 92 to 1681 and encodes 529 amino acids. The record is from RefSeq and is a predicted model, not a curated record. Gene Ontology annotation, biological process: lipid storage; lipid droplet organization. The transcript is spliced from 2 exons. Gene Ontology annotation, cellular component: endoplasmic reticulum membrane. Lineage: Eukaryota; Viridiplantae; Streptophyta; Magnoliopsida; Fagales; Fagaceae.